Messenger RNA from Symbiodinium sp. CCMP2456, 3957 nucleotides. The record is from the annotation of a GenBank genome assembly. Lineage: Eukaryota; Dinophyceae; Suessiales; Symbiodiniaceae.
AUGCGGUCUCGGCCCCAUGGCACGCCGUGGGGAGUGCCACCUCCACGGGCUUUCGCCCCACCUGCCUCCUUCGGCCCUGCGCCGAGCAGAUCCCAGAAGCAGGAUGAUCGUCGAUGGUCCGAGUGGCAAGAAGCGAGUUCUCGCGUGUACGAGGAUGCGCAAGCUGCCGUGAGGCUGACAGGGACCAUGUACCAAGACAACAAGCAGUUCGGCUUCCUCGUGCAGGACAAGACUCGCGAAGAAGUCUUUGUCCUGCCGCUGUCCUGCCCUUAUGGCGUGCUGCCCGAACCUGGGACAAGGGUCGAGUACACCAUCUGCACCGACAAGAGAACUGGUAAGCCGCGUGCAGAAGACGUCGUGCUGGAGGGCCACGGUCCACAGUCAAAGUCGGCACGGUGGCAACCGAAAGAUGAAACAGUGCACUGGCGAAGCCAGGAUUUCUCAGACUUUUCUGUCACCGGGGAGAUUACCAAGAGGACCCCGAAAUACGGCUUCAUCACGUCAGAAGAGUGUGACGACCGGAUUCUCGUCAUACCCUCAAACUGCCCGGGUUUUGGUGGCGAGCUGCCUCCGCUGGGUGCCGUCGUCACAUGCACUGUGACGAAGCAGCGCGCCAGUGGGUCGAACACAGACGCCUACUUUGCUUUAGAUGUGCACCCUGCCAAGCCUGACGGGGAAGACGAUCGAUACACUGGAGUCAUCGAUGGGGACCAUGGCAACUAUGGCUUCAUUCGUUGUGACCAGCAUCCUGACCACAAUCAUGACAAGAUGUUUGUGCUGCCAUGGUCGUGCGAAGGAGGAGAGAUGUUCGAGAUCGGCACGCCAGUGUCUUUCAGCAUCGUCGAAGAUCGCAAGACCGGCCGCCCUCGCGCAGAGGAUGUGGUCAGAUUUUCUGGCUCGGCGCCUUCAGCUUCAGGAGCUCCUGGGUCUCGAGCGCCCCGCGAGCCGAGCCAUCCUCCAAAAGCACGUCGUGAGCAGCGAGGAUCAGUUGAAGGCGUUACCGUUGAGCUUCGCAGAGGGCAGCUUGCACGCGACAACGGGACAUUCGGGUUCAUCCAGCCAGAUGGCAAUGGCGGGGAUGUCUUCGUUCUUCCCUCCCAGUUCGAGGGUGGCGUCUUCCCUCCAGUGGGCACGCGGCUGGCCUUCAAGGUGGCCCCGGACGCCGGGCGGCAGGGCGAGCGGCCAAAGUGCACGGAUGUCCGCAUCCUGCAGGCCACACAGGUGGUCAGCCCUCCAAAUCCGAAGCCCAGCUCAUCUCCCGCGACUCCCUGGCAGCGAGCCAGGAAGUGGGAAGCUCCGGAAGCUCAGCCCCCGACACCGUUGCAAUCCAAGAGGGAGGCCUGCGCGUGGCGGCAAUUCUGCGAUGCCGAGGGCGGAGGGGUUUAUGAUCCCGAGGAGCAUGGCGCCCCAUUCUUAAGGCGAUUUGUGAAGACUCUCCUUCAUCCCGAGAACGGGUCGCUCGGCAGCAGCCACCUUCGAAGUACCGCAGGACGACUUAGUGUCGCAUUCGAAGGCUGGAAGGGUGACACCACAUGCCUCUGGCUGGCGCUGGAUAAUGGGGGCAACGGAACUGCUUCUCUGGAAGAGCUGGACCCCAGCUGCGCGCGGCAGCUGGCGAGGUUUCGCAGCUUUGGCGAGAAACGCUUUGGCAACAGGCACGUCCUUUUUGAUCGUUUUUCGGUUAUGUGCAAUCAGAAGGCUUUCAUGAUGCAGGGUGAAUCAGUUCGCAUGGAGAUGAUGAUGUGUGUGCUUCCCCUCGUGUCUGCCACAUCCUACUGUGUGUCUCUCGCCGCCGGCAAGGAUUUGUCGAUUUCAAAGCAGGUCUUCCUGCUUCAGGCGACUCUUCUGUUUCUAUUGGCAGCUGUAUCUGCACAGCUGAAGUUUAUGAACUCGUUGAACAGCUUCGUCUACUUCAUGGAGAACCCUCGCCACAGCAAUGGCUUGUUGAGCACUUGCGCAUUUAUUUCUAUUCGGCUCUCCAUGGCUGAAGUGAUGAUGUCCUGUGACAACGAGGAAGUUUUGCAGAUCUCUUUUGAGAUGUUUGAGUCCGCCGUCCUGUGCAUGUGCGUUUUGGAUGAACCAGAGCAACUGAUGAACCAAUUCAGCUGUUUCUGCUGUUUUGCUUGCGGACGGUUUGUGUGGCUAGGCCAGUUCCUGAGGCAGGGAUGGCUGACCGCCGAAAUUCUGGAAUACAUCCAGUCCUUCGUAGAGGAUGACCCGCAGCAAGUGAUCACAUACGCCGGGCUCCUGGAAGAUGAUGGUUCAUCGCAGGUAUCCAGCAUCGAUUCCAUGGACCAAGACAGCGACGACGGCUCAGUUGCCAGCUCCUUGUCAUCCGUUGCUGCCCUGAGGAGAAGCGUGAACGAUCGACUCCGACAUCUCGCGUGCAUUCCAACCUCUGACAUGCACUUAGAAACGCAGCUCGAGGUUGGUGUUUUACGACAAGUGGAUGGUCCGGUGCUUCCGGACCUCUUUGCGCUCCCACAGCAUCUGCUAAGAGAUGUUCAGACUGAGGAAGAAACACAUGGUAACAUUCAGAUGUUUGCUUGGUGGAUUCGUAGUUGGGGUGUGCAGACACUGCCAACUCUUCCUGUAAGCAUCGACGUUGAAGCCAGCUCUCUUUGCAAAGACUUGGAGAUGGCAAAGUUGGCAGUCUUGGGUCAAUGUUAUCUUAUUCGCUGCGAGCGGAAGCUGCAAAGCUCCAUCACAGGUGCAUGCUUGCUUUUGCCGGCCUAUGGCCUCUGGAAAGCGAUCGACAAGCAGGAGAAGCAACGAAUCAGCCACGAUCUCUUCGUUCGCCGAUGCCUUCAGAUGGGGGCAGAAUUCGCGGAGCCCGAGCUCAAGGAGCUUGUGUACUGGCUGGACUGGCAAGAAAAGAAGUGCAUCACCUUCCAAGACAUCGAGUUUUUGGACGGUUGGAGGCCUCCGGCCUACCUGGUGGCAGAGCGAAAUCCGAAGGCUGCCCAGGAGAUCAGGUCGCUGCUUCUCGCGAAAUAUGGCCACUUUCUCAAAGCCUGGCGAACUGUCCUCGACAAGGAUAAUUCCAACGUGUGCAAUUGGGACGAGUUCUACCAGGCUAUCAGAAACCUGAAGUACCAUGGCGACAUCGCUGGGGCUUGGCUGGCGCUGGACGAGGACCUCAGCGGUUCAAUCACCUUGAGCGAAAUCGACAGCCACUCCAGUGAGAUGCUCAUGAAGUUCAAGAAGUGGGCAGUAGAUCAGUAUGGCAGCGUCAGAACGGCGUUUCAGGUGCUGGAUAGAGACCGCUCCAAUGAGCUCUCUCUACCUGAGUUCCGGCACGCAGCCCUUGUGAAUGGGCUGUCUUGCUGCGAUGACGUGCGCUUGUUCAAGUGCCUGGACUGUGGAGGUCAUGGAAGGCUUUUGCUUUCCGACGUUAACUUCCUGGACGACUGGGAAGCCAACGAUGCGGAGGACGAUGAUAAGCUUUGUGCGGGCAUGGGCAUCGACGAAGACCUGGAGACAAAGAACUCCAGCAACACCCAGAGUCGGGUCUGGACGGAAGUACCCUCGGAUUCGAUGUAUGGCUAUGCAACCAUAGCACCUGGGCCAGGAGCCUAUGACCAUCUCGCCAGCUUCGGGGCCUGCUCCCGCAUGCCUACAGCCAGGCACAGUGGGGCCACAAGCUUCCGAAGGCGCCCGGAGAGCUCAUGGCUGAAAACAUCGCUACAGUCAGUCGAGCCAGGCGGCUUUGCCCAGGAUCCGAAGGACUCAGCGACGCAGCGGCGGCACAAGCCCGCCUUUCGUUUCAGCGACCGCCCACGCCUGCCGAAGGAGGAAAGCUAUUCACCUGGUCCGGGCACGUAUUCAGCCCCGUCUGCCUUAAGUGGGCCACGGUUCUCCAUGGGCUGCAGACGAGGCUUUGUGCUUCAUCCGCUCCAGACACCGCCCUUCUCGGCAAGAACGUCGCAAGUGGCCGGCAGAUAUUGCUUCCACUGA